Messenger RNA from Racocetra persica, 612 nucleotides. The record is from the annotation of a GenBank genome assembly. NCBI's taxonomy places the organism in Eukaryota, Fungi, Glomeromycota, Glomeromycetes, Diversisporales, Gigasporaceae.
CUUAAGGAUGAGACUGCAAAGCUUAAGACUGAGAAUACUAAACUUUUAAACCAAAUUAUAGAAAAAUAUACUAAAAAUAAGGCUGAUAUAGUAAAAUUAAAAACUGGUUUGCGGUAUCCAAUCCUCUUUAAGCGUAUUAAGAUGACAAUUCUUGAGCUUAAAGCAAAGAAUGCAAUAUUAAGACCAAUUAUAGAAGAAUUUGCGAAGAAAUCAGAAUAUAGCCACCUUGUAACUGUCUUUAACAAGAAAAAUCACAAAUUUCAAGCUAAAUAUAUUCAAAUAGCUGUGGACAUUCUUAAUGAAAAACCAAUAAUUGAAUAUCGUCCUCCUUUCUUGAACGGAUUGGAACUUGAUGCUUUCUUUCAAAAAUAUCAAAUCGUAUUGGAGGUGCAAGGAAGUCAACAUCAGCUUCAUAGCACUAGCUGGUAUAAGGAUAUCAAAAGAUUUGAGGAUAUUGUUGAUCAUGAUCAGAAGAAUAGAUGCCUUUGUCAACUUAAUGGAAUUUUCCUACUUGAAGUGUGGUAUGAUGAAAAUCUAGAAAAGGUCAUUCUGGAAAGAAUACAAAAAAUUAAAGACUUCGUUAAUCAAGCGUUUAAAGUUUUUGACCUAUAA